AAUUUAAGACUGUCAAGUUUUGUGGUGUAUAUUCGGCCUUGGCUGAAUCUAGUUUUCGCAAGUUUUACCAUUUAUUCCUUUUAGACCUACCCCUCCCCCCUGUGAAAUAUUAGUUGUCACAACAUUCCGUAACCAGUCUCCUUGAACGCGCACGCGGUCCUUUCAAAAUGGCUUCCAAAACAAGGAAACCUAAAACACCUAACUCCAAAAGUCCACAGAAGCGAGCCUCGCAGACUGAUUCUUACAGCCCUAAAGUAGCAGAUUCUCCGAGGGCCAGGCCAACCAAUGAGCUCGGCAGAAGGCUUAGGGACCUUUGUGUUUCAUGGCACGAGAGUGUUCACAAAUGGACAAAUCUCAAUUCGCUUGGGACCAACGUGGCGAACAAGCUCAUGAAUUUACAGCUACAAGAUCACUAUAGCGAUGCUGAAGGAACAAACUCAGUAUCAGUCCUGGAUGAAACAAGUGAAUCAGCUAGCGCCGAGCUACAAGAUGAAAUCGUCAGAACGUCACAAGAGCUUUCAACUAUUUUACAAAAGAUGGAUGGAAUUGUUACAAAAAUGGAAUCUCUAUCGAAAAAUUUCGAAGCUGCCAAAGAACUGGAUAAAAUGAAAGAGGCGACAUGUGAUCAGAAUGAUGGGAAAUGUAUAUUCAAAACCUGGACUGUCGACAAAUAUUGCAAUACUUCAAACAAAUUACUCGCCAUGUACAGGAAGGAAUUAACCUUGAAAGAGAAACUGUUUUCUUCAUUUACCUCAACCAAAGAUAGAACUACUUUAAUGGUGUACUUAUCGCUUUGGCUACAUAGUCCUUAUAUAGAUAGAGAUCACGAUAUUUUAUUAGAAAGUAUGCUUGUUGAGACGGAUCUACGGUAAUAGAUUGAUAGAGUUUAUAUAAAUAAAUCACAAAAUUGAUAAACACGUUUAUAUACAUUAUGAUUGCCUCCGUUCUUUAGCUCGCCUUCGAUAGCUCAGUUGGUAGAGCGGGGGACUGUAGAGUUAUCACUGUAAUCCCUAGGUCGCUGGUUCGAAUCCGGCUCGAAGGAUUUUUUUUUCUUCUCAAUGUAUGGAGUAAGCAAAAUAAAAGGCUUAGAAACAGAUGAAAAUAAA
Nematostella vectensis (starlet sea anemone) is the source of this 1106-nucleotide messenger RNA. RefSeq names its product cyclin-dependent kinase 2-interacting protein. The record is from RefSeq and is a predicted model, not a curated record. Lineage: Eukaryota; Metazoa; Cnidaria; Anthozoa; Actiniaria; Edwardsiidae. Bases 168 to 872 code for a protein of 234 amino acids. The transcript has 4 exons.